Messenger RNA from Phytomonas sp. Hart1, 6693 nucleotides. The record is from the annotation of a GenBank genome assembly. Lineage: Eukaryota; Euglenozoa; Kinetoplastea; Trypanosomatida; Trypanosomatidae.
AUGUCGGAUGAAGAAAUCGAACUUUUAGAUCGGUAUAUACUUACACCGGAUAAGGAACAAUUCUUUUCUUCGGUAACCCAUGGCUCAGACACCUUUAAAAACUUACAGUUGCUCUACCAUGUCAAUCGAGAUGGUCUCAAGCUGCCAACUGAAUCAAAGAAUGCUCUGGAAAGGAUGAUGAAUGACUCGUCUGGAUCCAAACCACAUGCUUGUUUUGUGUACGAACUUCUCCUCCUCGAGAAUGAAACCAAUACUGCUAAACGUGCGACGUUGUUGAGUCAUUUUAACAAAAAAUAUUUGAAAAAGACGUUUUCCAUCCCAGGACCAUCCGUUAUGGACCAAAGCACAGCGUGGUUGGCCAAGAUGGAGCUUUCGUGCCCCUCUGAGCUGAUAUGCGAUCGUUAUAGUUUUGAAGAAUGCGAAAAAAGUUUGUCUACGCAUCAAGGCAGAUAUGUGAAGGAUAUUAAGCAGCAGUACUACUACCGUCUGGAUCUGAAGAAGCUUCUAGUGGUGGUAGAGAGGGAUUUGAGCGAUUUUCAAUGGGUGCUGGAUUGUUUGCCCAGCUUCACCCACGUCCCCUCCAUCGGCAGUGUCCUGCUUGGAUACGAGGCCAAGGCCAAGAAACUUCACAAGUCCGAUAGUUAUUACCUCAACCUCACCGAGCCGACCUACCAAAAGAUGACGUUGAAUCAAAUGGAGGAGGUUCAGCAAGCGCUUCCCCGCGUGAUUCACGACCGGUAUUUUGUCGCCACCAAAUUCCGCAAAGUCUUCGAGCGCGAGCUCUUUGACCUCCAGGGCGAACGCAAUAUCGCCCUGUCGGAUGAUCUCGAGCGGUACUGUCAGACAUUGCGAAAGAUGUACGAUUGGGUUCGCGAGCUCCCCCAGACCCCGCCCUAUCGUUCGUUUGCCGCGCAGGUCCUUCGCACGAUGAUGGAGCUUGAUUUAAAGCGCAAUGUGGUGGAUGAAGGCCUCUUCCGGGAAUAUUUGUCGAAGCCGCUCCGAUUGGACCGGGCGGUCUACGGCGCGCGGGAGGCGGCCGGGGGGGCGUCGGAGGUCCCCCUGAAAGAUCAGAAGGACCCCGGCGAAGAUGUCUUUUGGUUUGACGUCCACCACCUCCACUUCCGCCGCUGGAAGGCGGAGCGGGACUUCCUCACGCGGGCCCUGACCGUCUUGUUCACGCGGGGGGUCGAGUACGGCCCGUUUGCCGCCUUUGUGGACCCGACGUUCCUGCAAACGCACUAUUACAAAACACAAUUGCUGGCGGGGCGGCCGGUGCAGAACGCGGCGGGGCUUCUCGGCGAGGCCGCGCUCGCGGCGCUGCGCGAGGAGAAGCAUCUUCGCUUCGCGGCGUGGAAUAAGCAGCGGUUUCACCCAGACGAGCCCAUCAAUCUCCAUUUGGAGGUCAAGAACAUCGGCAUCGUGUCCGUGAACAUCUUUGAAAUCGACGCCGAGAACUACUACCGCAAAAAUCUGAAGGAGAUCAGCGAAUAUAUUGAUUUAACGGGACUUAUCCCGAAUAAAAGCUUCGAUCGCGUCUUGACGGCCGACCCGCUGAGGCUGCAGACGAUUCUUUUCGAAAAUCUUUUCGUGGCGACGCGCGGGGUGUACGUGGUGGAUUUUGUCGGGGACGGCCUCAGCAGCCGCGCGCUCAUCCGCGUGGGGGCCCUCACCGUCGUCCGGCAGCUUCUCAGCAAAGGCGUUUUACUCCACAUCGUGGAUGAGCAAAAAAACAUCUGCCGGGGCGGCGCCACCGCCAUUAUUGUGGAUAAUCGCGCGUUGAAGCCCGCGGAGAUAUUACAUGGCGGGAUUCUCGUUCCCUUUGGCGAGCACCCGGUGGACAAGACGAUGGUGCUUCUGCACGACGGCUUCGCCGAGCUCCAUCCGCUUCACAUCCCUGGCGAGGAGGUGGUGUUGACCUGUUCUUUUUUGCUGAAUGAGGAGGACAUCAAGCGAAAAGGGCCGAUGGAGUUGGUUUUGAUGCCGAAGGUGACGGUGAACGGGGAGAAAGUCGGGCUCGUGAGUCUGAAAAACGUCAACUUGACGAUCACCUCCACGAGCACGUCCGGGGUGAACAGCCGAACCACCUACGAGGAGGUGACGGUUGACAAAAACGGCAAAGGUGUUGUUUUGGAGUACUGCGUGAAAUCGAAGACGGAAAGUCUGACGAUGGAGUUGAAAGCCAAGUUUUUUUCCACGUCGAAGGGGAAGCAUAUCGACCUCUCAUGCGAGGAACGAGUUGGGGUGAACCGGUUUAUCGGGCAGAACCUCUUUCACGACCUGUAUCUCUCGCCGUGCGGGGAGAAGGACCUGAAGGUGCACCUUCUCGGCAAAAACGGCGAGCCGUGCGCGCACAAGCGGCUGAAAAUCGAUCUCCAGUCGAUGUAUCUCACGGAGAAGGUCCAACCGUCGGAGAUUCUUGAGACCAACGACGCGGGCGAGGUCCUUUUGACCAACGCCAUCCCCCACAUCGGGGGCCUUCGGGCGGAGACGCUCGACGCCCCGUACGGCGUGGGGCGAACGAUGGAGUGCCGUUUAACGAAUGUGGACCGCCUGACGUCCCUCCGCCGGGCCUACCAUAUUCUGAAAAAGGAUCAAUUGAGCUUUCCCGCCGCCUCCCUGCCUUUUAUCGUGAGCGACUACGAACUGGUUAAGGUCUCCCGCGAGGACACCUCCUGCGUGAUUGCGGAUUGCUCGGCGCGGUUGACGUACGCGGCGGGGAUGGUCGCGCUGGGGGACCUCGCGGAGGGCGUUUAUCGCUUUUCCUACCGAACCGACGGCCUGUCCAUCCUCAUCACCGUCCACGCCGGGAAGCGCUGGGCCGCCUCGACGCGGGACUUCGUCGAGGAGGAAAAGCGCCUGGUCAAACUGUCCGAUCCCGGCCCAUGUUUAUCCUACGCGGACGUCAAACUCCAGGACGGCGUGGUGGACUUCCAGGUGGUGAGUUCGGACCUGAAUUCGGUGGAGGUGCACGCCCUUGCCUUUGUGUAUUUCCCCCGCAGCCUUCCCGUCAUGCGCGAGGCCCUGGCGAGGCUGCGGGCGCACGAGGGCUCCGACGUUUAUGAACUUCGCGAUCAUACGUGUGUGUAUAUGUCCGACAAGAAACUCUCCGACGAGUUCAAGUACGUCUUGGAGCGGAAGCGGAAGCGCCAUAUCGUCUGCAGCACCCUCGAGAAGCCGCCGGGCCUCCUCCAUCGACAUUUCGUGCGCGAGACCCACGAGGUCGACGAGGUUCUGCGCGGCGAGGAGGACUACACGGAGGUCUCCAAAACCCGCAACGCCGCCCCCUACGCCGCGCGGAAGACCCUCGGCGGCCCGGCCAACGGCCCUCUCGGGGCGGAGCCGCCGGCCCCGGGGGAGGCCGGGCGACUCCCGGCCGGCCCGUACGCGGUGGAUUAUUUGAGCGGCUUUCUCCCCGCGGCGGGGUGGGCGCGCUUCGACAUCGCGCCGGACGGGGAGGGCCGCGUGCGGUUCGCCGUCCCGCCGGACCAGGGCUACUCCACGCUGGUCAUCGUCGUGAAGGACCAAAAGAGCGGGUUCAUCGACUGGCGCCCGCUGCCCCCGGGGCAGGCCCCCGCCUUCCGGGACAAACGCCUCGCCAAAUCGAAGGAGAACGGCGUCGCCUACGUGCAGGCGCGCCGGGCCUACUGCCUGGCAAAAGGCGGCGCGGUCGAGAUCGGCGACUCCGACGCGACCGAUUUCAACGUGAUCGACAGCCUGGCCGCGCUGUUUAACCACCUCCGCCUGAUCAACCCCGACCCGGCGAUGGCGGAGUGGGAAUUCCUGACCAAGUGGCAGGACUUGGGCCCCCGCGCGCAGCUCGAGAAGUACGAUAAAUACGCCUGCCACGAGCUGAACAUCUUUGUCUAUUUCAAAGACCCGGAGUUCUUCCACGCCGUCGUGCGGCCGCACCUCCGCAGUAAAUCCCAAAAGCACCUCAUCGACUACUUUCUCCUGGGCGAUGUCGAGGCCCUCGCCCGCUUUCUCUCGCCCACGCGGUUGGACCUUCUGAAUGUGCUGGAGCGGGUGUUGUUGGUGCGGUUUUUCGCGAAGGAGCGGGGGGCCGAGUGCGGGGCUAUCGCCGCGGAUGUGGUCCAUCGCGUGGCGUCCCAGGAGCCGGACCAGAAGCUUUAUGAGCGGCUUUUCGACAUGGUCGUGAUGGGCGGCGUCACGAUCGAGGAGGAGGCGGCGAAAAAGCGCGACUCCGCCCCCUCCAACGAGUCGACCGUCAACCUCAAUGGGGCGAAGACGGAGGUCUCCCAUCGAAACUCGUGCAAUUCGUUGUUGACGCGGAAUAAAUUGUUGGCGCUCAAGCGCCAUUCGUCGCGAUCGUUCUCCGUGAAUUCCGAGACCGGGGGGGCGGUGGUCGCCCCCGAUGCCUACGAGGAGGCGGUGGACCGCCUCGAGGCGGAGUUGGGCCCGCGGAUCAUGAAAUACCGCAAUGUCGGCACCACCAACGAAUACGUUGAAAAGCAGUACCUCGGGGGGGAUCUUUUCGAUGCCGCGCCGAACGCCUUCUGGGCCGAUGUCCUACGCCAUUUUAUCGACCCCGCGGCCGGGGGGGGGUUUCUGUCCGAAAACUUCAUCUACGCGGCGCGCAGCCCGACGGAGAUGUUGUUGGUGCUGGCCUUAAUCGACGUCCCUUUCGCGAAGAGCGGGCACCAACCCAACAGCACUUCUCAGAAGCAGACGCUCACGGUCGCGUGCAAUGCGAUGGUCUUCACCAAGGCCAUCCAGAAAAAAACAAACGUGGAGUCCGGCUUUGAUCUUCUGAUGACCCAAAAGUUUUGCGAUCCGAACGAUUUGUACACGUUCGCCUCGGAUGGGAUGAAAACGCUGAAAAAUGUCGAGGAAUUCAUCGUGGGGAAAUUGUACGAGUCGAAGGUGGUGUUGACGAACGCCUCGGAGCUGAGUUUGCCGCUCUGCGUGGUGCACGAGGUCCCGCAAGGGGCCAUUCCCGUUGCCAGCUCGGACUACACGCAAUAUCUUAACCUCCAUUUGGAGCCCCUUUCUACGCAAAUUCUGAAAUUUCUCUUUUAUUUCCCGAAAACCGGCGAGUUUACUUGCUAUCCCGCCACGGCGAACCGGAACGGACACCUGAUAAGCAAAGCGUCCAUCCGGGACUUCUUUAAGGUGUUUCGUUCCCAGACCGUUGUCAAGAAAGAUACCAUCAGUAAUGUGAUCAGCAACGGCAGCAAGGCGGACAUUUUGUCCUUUAUGGAAAACCAUAAUCUCCACCAGGCCGAUCGCUUUCAGUUUCGCGCCAUUUACUGGCUGUUGAAUAAUAAGCAGUUCUACACCGACGUCAUCGCGCUUUUGCGGCGAAAGCUCGUCUUUGAUGAUAUGGUGUGGAGCUUCUCGAUCAAACACGGCGAUUUCGAGACGUUUGCGGAAUAUUUGCAGCUGUAUCUCACCAAGUACGACUUCGGCUUGGCCGUGACGGAUGCGAUUCAGGGGCCGUUGUAUUAUAUUUCGACGAAGGCUUUGCUGGUGGAUCGCUGUGAGUAUCUGGAGUACUACCCGCUGUUGGUAUCGCGCGUCCACGAAGUCGGGAAGUUUCGCUUUAAUAUUCGAAACCGCGAGCUCAAACAAUGCUACCGGCGCUUUUUGUGGUAUCUCGCGCAAAAAUCCCCCCACUUCACCUCAAAGGACUACAUCUACCUUUGUACGUAUCUUCUCUUCCAGGAGCGUCUGGAGGACUGUCUGUUGGUCUAUCCGAUGAUCGCGAAGGCCCGCGCGGGGACUCCGGGUAAAAAGGACGACGAAGAGCUGCAGCUCCAGUUCGAUUACCUCACCGCCUAUUUAGAUCAAUACAUCGAUUAUCCCCAGUUUCAACGCGCCCGGGAUAUCUGCGUGAAGUACCUGACGUACCCCGUUUUCACCUGGCGAAACCGAUUCAUCAAGUUGUUUAAUCUCAUUUCCGAGGUGGACGGGGACGCGGCGAACCUCCCAACGCAAGGCGACCUCAACGCCGAUGGGGAGCUCAACCGGAUUCAGGCCAACGUCGAUCCCUAUCUCGCCGCGGCCCUCCAUCUCGACGACAACUCCAUCAAAUUAACUUUACGACGGAUCAAGGAAUUCACCGUGAGCUUCUACAAGGUCGAUAUGGAGAUCCUUUUCUCGCGGGAUCCGUUUCUCUCGAUGAGCAACAUGGACUACAGCUACGUCCAGGCGAAUGUCGUCCACACCCAGCCCAUGCCGGAGCCCCUGCAGGCCAUGGCGACCCAAUCCGUUUUGAUCCCGCAGGACUUGCGGGGCAGUAAUUUGAUCAUCCGCGUGCGGUCGGACUCGCAGGUCGUGAACCUGACGUACUUCCCCAAGGCCAUGGCGGUCAUGGUGAAUCGCAAUCACGGCCUGGUGCGGGUCUUGGCGGAGGGAAACUACAAACCCCUCUCGGGGGUGUACGUCAAGGCCUUUGCCAAAAACCACAACAAUCAGGUGUUCUUCUACAAGGACGGCUAUACUGAUCUGCGCGGCUGCUUCGAGUAUGCUUCUGUCCAUACGAAUAAGCUGGAUGAGUUGAAGGAGUUCAGUUUACUCAUCCUCAGCGCCGAGUUUGGCGGUCAAAUCGAGCACGUGGGGCCGCCCUCGACUCUUGCAUCGAUGGACUUCGAUACAACGAAGAUCGUGUCGGGGUCCAUGCAGGCCUUAUAUAGGAAAAAGGUCCAGGAUGCCAGCAGCAAAUAUUGUAUUUAA